This is a messenger RNA of Zonotrichia leucophrys gambelii, 1979 nucleotides long. It is a transcript of the gene ASIP, whose product is annotated as agouti signaling protein. Lineage: Eukaryota; Metazoa; Chordata; Aves; Passeriformes; Passerellidae. The transcript is spliced from 4 exons. Gene Ontology annotation, molecular function: neuropeptide hormone activity; melanocortin receptor binding. Gene Ontology annotation, biological process: positive regulation of melanin biosynthetic process; hormone-mediated signaling pathway; melanosome organization. The record is from RefSeq and is a predicted model, not a curated record. Bases 137 to 556 code for a protein of 139 amino acids. Gene Ontology annotation, cellular component: extracellular region.
CCGCGGGCCGGCGGCCGCGCUGAGCUGCCAGGGCCCGCCCUGCCCGCCGAGCCGCGCGACGAGGCAGCGGCUGCCCGGGCCUGGGCCUGGCGACCGGGACACGCUUCAGCUUCGGUUUUGACCAGCUUUGGUUUUCAUGACAAUGGAAUUUUUCCUCUCCACGAUGGCGAGAAAGAACCUCUUCCUCAGCCUCCUGCUCUGCUACAGCCUGUUCAGGGCUGCUCAUUCCCACUUGGUCAUUGAGGAGAAGACAGAGUGCAACGUGUCCAGGAGGAGCAAAAUGGACCUCUCAGAUCUUCCACCCAUCUCCAUAGUAGAUUUAACUAGAAAAUCCCAGAAAGUCAGCAGGAAAGAGGCAGAGAUCAAGAAAUCUUCCAAGAAAACCGCUAAACGCAAGAUAUCUCCAAAGCCAAGGCCCCCACCUGCUGCUAACUGUGUGCCAACCUUCAAAACCUGCAAGCCACACUUGAAUUCCUGCUGUCACUACUGUGCUUUUUGCAAAUGCAGAAUCUUCCAGACCAUCUGCCAGUGCCUGAUGUUAAACCCCAAGUGUUAAGCCAAGUCAGAAACACAGCAAGCCUUCUGUCUUUCAUUAGCUUCUCAAGUGCAUAUUUCAAAUUGCCCCAUGUCUCUAGUAAUGAAAAUAGAGAGUUCUGAAGGUUGAAUUUACCCCUCUUAAAAUUUAAUGGGCAGUCGUUAUAAUGGGGCUAAUGUUACCACAAGCUGCAUGUCAUUUCAGGGAGCAGGCAGCCAGGGAGAUUGGUACUGAUUAGGCAUUUUUAGCAAAAGAGCUGUGUUUUAUGAUGAAUUCUGGAUUCCUGUGGGUUUGAGCUUUAAUUUGAAGGAUCAUAUUAAUGCCAGUCUGCAGAAGUGUCUAACCAGCACCAUAAAACCUGCCCCCAUGGCACCCAAAUGGCCACUAAAACAGGACUGGUUAGGCCAGUGAGGGACUAGAGCUUGGCUUUGCCCACAGGGACAGCACCAGCAUUCAGCACAGCCACAGGCUGAAAAUGCAGGGUUUGAGUUUAACUCCAUUUCCACAUAUUCAACAAAAACCAGGACAAGAAUUUAUGUAGAUUAUUCCACCUGCAAAGAUGGACCCAAGGUUAAAAGGACAAUUUAAUCAUUCUGAGCUAAGCAUUCACCUUCAGGGGUUUCGGUCAUUCUGCCACCAGGCAGUACCUCCCAGGGGUAUGACAUACAUAUAUCCUUAAAACCUAAAUGUAUCUGUGUCUAGGAAUAUAAAAAUCAGAUUGUUUUUUCUGCAGACAUAUCUGUAGGAAUCAACUCUUCCGCCUUCCUUCUCCUGCUGCCAAGGACACUGCAUGUACAGAGCCCAAAUGCAGGAAGACAUAUCUGGGACUUUGAGGAAGAAAGGAAAGAUCAGCAAAAGAUGAAUGUAUGUCCCACAUGUACAUCUUGAAGCAAACCAUCCCAAACAAUCCAUUCUUUGCCCUUUCUUGCUGCAGGAGCUCCCAGAACCAUCUCCAAGGCUGAAUUCAGGCAGGAACAUUCAAGUGCUGCAGCAACCAGGGGAAAAAAAUACAUCACAUGCUGUAUCAAGAGUUAAAGGCUCAGAAAGAGAUGGCUGAAGCUCAAGGCAACAGAAAAUUUAUUUCUCUUGUUCUUGAAGCUCUUUGUCUUAAAUUUGAGGUAUCCAAGAGGGCACAGAAGGAAAACCCUUCUUGGUUCAACUCCCAGGACAGCAAGGAGGGAGCAGACUCAGAAAAUGUCCCUGACACUGAAGACUUUUUAUUUGCCAGACUCCAGCUCUUGUUUUUACCUCCUCUGUAAUUACAGUGUCUCUCCCCUGCUCCCUUACUGAUUUUUCUUCUGUGCUACUUCCUUGUUUUUAGUGUUUUAGUUUUCCCUUUAUCCAACUGCUAUUGUUCGUUACCCCAGGAGCACUCCAGGGCUAACCCACAUCUCCCAUGUUCUCUCCACCUGCCUGCACCAGGGUCCCUUCAGUGCUCUUUAGC